Suhomyces tanzawaensis NRRL Y-17324 is the source of this 1095-nucleotide messenger RNA. It is a transcript of the gene CWH8, whose product is annotated as Cwh8p. The transcript has a single exon. Gene Ontology annotation, molecular function: sphingosine-1-phosphate phosphatase activity. The record is from RefSeq and is a predicted model, not a curated record. Bases 12 to 710 code for a protein of 232 amino acids. NCBI's taxonomy places the organism in Eukaryota, Fungi, Ascomycota, Pichiomycetes, Serinales, Debaryomycetaceae.
CAUCCAUAGCCAUGCCUACCUUCUACCCAGGCGACUCCAAGUACAACCCCGUGCCCUUCGACCACACCUACAUCCUCUACGACCCCAAGGACGUGGUGUCCAUGGUGUCGGUGCACUUCUCGUUGUUGCCCAUCUACACCAUGGUGUUCUACACCGCCUGGUUCUUGUUGUCGAGAGAGAUCGAGCCCGUGGUGGUGGUGGGAGGCCACUUGGCAGGCGAGAUCUUGAACAAGAUCAUCAAGAAGAUCAUCAAGCAGCCGCGUCCCGACUUCCACAAGGACUUCGGCUCUGGCUCCUACUCGUUGACCUAUGGCAUGCCCUCGGCCCAUUCGCAGUUCAUGGGCUUCUUUGCUGGCUACUUCAUCUGCACCCUCUUGUUCCGGGUCAAGCACUUGUCAGACCUCCAGAUCUACUCCGGCUGCCUCUUCAUGAUGGUGGUGUCGGUAGCGGUGGCGUUGUCGCGGGUCUAUUUGUUGUACCACACUUUGCAGCAGGUGUGUGUGGGCCUCAUGUUUGGGGUGGUGCUAGGCAUGCUCUACUUUGCCGUGAUCACGGUGGCUCGUGACGUGGGGUUCAUCGACUGGAUCUUGGGCUGGAGACUCGUCAACUUCUUCUACGUCAAAGACAGUUACUUCCACAACUACCAGUCGUUCAAGGACGAGUACGACAUGUACGUGAUGUUAGCGCGCCAGGCCAAGGGAGGUGUCUAGGGUGGACGUCUACAGUGGAUGAUGGGUGAGUGGUCUCGUCAUAGAGUUGUAACGGCUCGUUGCAUCCAUAUCACUCUGGAAAAUUCCGACUCAACCAUACCAGCCAGUUAUCAUGGCCAGUUUUCUAGGUGGAACGCCACCUUCGUCAUAUGCCAGCUUCAGGCCAGUUUCAGGCCGCUUCUCGUCAUAGACCUUCACGACCUCGCUGAGUGUGGUGAGCAGUCAAUUGCAUCGGCAUCCUUCAUUUCUACGGGUCGGACCCCAAAAGUUCCUGAUGAUUAUAGAAGAGGAUUAAUUAGCAUUUUUGGUUGCGAAUGAGUGACGCUUUGGCAUUAUUCAAUUCCGACCUCAAUUACCAUAGAAUACAUGGAAAAUAAUAGCACUG